AUGUUCUUUUUGCUUUUGAUUUUAGACGGUUCUGAUGGGCGCCCUGAGCCUGUCGGUCUGCCAGGCCGAUAUCAGUCUGACCCAGGCGGGCUACAACUAUAGGAUCCAGCAGCAGUCCCAGCCUCCGGUGGUAGCCCAUUUGCUCAACCAGCAGCUCCAGCAGGCACAGGCCCAGGUCCAGGCCUCCCACCCAGUGCUUCCUCCCCUGCCUCUGCCUUAUCUUCCUCCAAGUGGCAACCAGUACCAGUCCCAGUCUCGCCCUGUUUCCGGAGGAUCCUUCCCCAUGCCAACUGGCUUCCCCGUCAACUUCCAGACUGCUCCCGUCCAGCAACAGCGUCGUGCUCGCCCCAGGGUCAGGAUCCCUAAGCGUCCCAUUGUGACCAAGAACUUCUUCAUCCACUCUGCUCCCGAGGAGUCCGAGGACGAGGUCCAGGACGAGCUGAACCAACUGGCCCAGCAGCCACGCAACCACUACAACGUCCUCUUCGUGAAGACCCCGGCUCAGACCAACAAGGCCGCUGCUCUCAACCUGGCCAAGACCCUCAAGCAGGAGAAGACCGUGGUGUACGUCCUGGCCAAGAAGACCACGGCAGCCGAUCUGCAGGAUGCCAUUGCCGAGGCGCCACAGCACAUCAACAAGCCAGAGGUGUUCUUCAUCAAGUACAGGACUCCCGAAGAGGCCCUCAAUGCCCAGAGGCAGAUCCAGUCGCAGUACGACACCCUGGGAGGCACUUCCACCAUCACCGACGAAGGUGUGGCGCCCAUCACCUCGGUUGUGGGUUCCCUGGAUCCCCAGGAAGAGGACGAGGAAGAGCAGCAGCAGCAACAGCAGGUGCCGCAGCAGCAGUUGCCAUCGGAGGGACAUUUCGUGGAGAACGGAGCCGGCAAUAUCAGUGGAGGUCCCAUUGGGCCUCAUUACCUGCCCGCGAACCAGUUCUAAGUAUUCUUCAUUGCUCGCCACAUCCAGAUAUCUGGAUUCCAGAUCUAGUUAGCUGUCAUCCAUGCCCCUAGGUUUAAGUGAUUACAUAGAUGUGUAAUUGUUACCGAAUGCCGUAUUAAAACGCAGUUGUUACUA
Drosophila ananassae is the source of this 1075-nucleotide messenger RNA. RefSeq lists its product as uncharacterized. Bases 35 to 940 code for a protein of 301 amino acids. NCBI's taxonomy places the organism in Eukaryota, Metazoa, Arthropoda, Insecta, Diptera, Drosophilidae. The transcript has a single exon. The record is from RefSeq and is a predicted model, not a curated record.